UAGUGUGUGCGCACGCAUGUAUGUAUGACUGUGUACAGGUGUGGAGGUCAGAACAGUUUACAAGAGUUUGUUCUUUCAUCUUGUGGGCCCCAGGGAUUUUACUCAGGUUGUCAGGCAUUAUGGCAAGUGUCUUAUCCACCAAGUUAUCUCACUAGACUAAAUUAUGUAGCUUUUGCUAUUGCUAAGAUAUUUUUGUAGCAGGCAGUACUCUAGUUACUGCUUAGCCUGUUGCUUCUUUGUAGACUCUGCGGUAAAAUAGGCUUCCAGUGGUCUGCAGUGUGACUACUCUCUCCCUUCCCCUCGCCUCUGUCCUACCAGCAAUAGGGGACUGAAUUUACUCUUAAAGAAACCAUGUCCACUGGAGGUGCUGAAGAUGACAUCCCACAGGGAGAGAGGAAGACAGUUACAGAUUUCUGUUACCUUUUGGAUAAAUCCAAGCAGCUGUUCAAUGGGUUAAGAGAUUUGCCGCAGUAUGGACAGAAGCAGUGGCAGUCAUACUUUGGAAGAACUUUUGAUGUUUACACCAAACUAUGGAAGUUCCAGCAGCAGCAUCGACAAGUCUUGGAUAAUCGGUAUGGCUUGAAGCGGUGGCAAAUAGGGGAAAUCGCUUCCAAGAUCGGGCAGCUGUAUUACCACUAUUAUUUACGUACAUCUGAGACCAGCUAUCUGAAUGAGGCUUUCUCCUUCUACUCUGCAAUCAGACAGAGAUCAUACUACUCUCAAGUUAAUAAAGAGGACAGGCCUGAGUUGGUUGUUAAGAAACUCCGAUACUAUGCAAGAUUUAUAGUAGUUUGUCUUCUUCUUAACAAAAUGGAUGUUGUGAAAGACCUGGUAAAGGAAUUGUCAGAUGAAAUUGAAGAUUAUACUCAUCGCUUUAAUACUGAAGAUCAAGUAGAGUGGAACCUAGUGCUUCAAGAGGUGGCAGCAUUUAUUGAGGCAGACCCUGUGAUGGUGUUAAAUGAUGAUAACACCAUUGUCAUCACGUCCAAUCGCCUCACUGAGACGGGAGCCCCCUUGCUGGAGCAAGGAAUGAUUGUGGGACAGUUGUGUCUGGCUGAUGCGCUCAUUAUUGGUAAUUGUAAUAAUCAGGUUAAAUUCAGUGAACUGACUGUUGACAUGUUCCGGAUGUUGCAAGCCUUGGAGAGGGAGCCAAUGAAUUUAGCUUCCCAGAUAAAUAAGCCAGGAAUACAGGAGUCAGCUGACAAGCCCACCAGACGAGAAAACCCCCACAAGUAUCUGCUCUACAAACCGACCUUCAGCCAGCUGUACACUUUCUUAGCAGCAUCUUUUAAGGAGCUGCCUGCCAAUAGUGUGCUUCUGAUUUACCUGUCAGCUACUGGCGUUUUCCCCACAGGUCGUUCUGAUGGUGAAGGUCCUUACGACUUUGGAGGUGUUCUUACUAAUAGCAACCGGGACAUUAUAAAUGGAGAUGCAAUCCACAAACGAAAUCAGUCCCACAAGGAAAUGCACUGCCUUCAUCCUGGAGAUCUCUAUCCGUUCACAAGGAAACCCCUGUUUAUCAUCGUGGACUCCUCCAAUAGUGUUGCCUAUAAGAAUUUCACAAACUUGUUUGGACAGCCACUCGUCUGCUUGCUUUCUCCUACUGCAUAUCCAAAGGCUUUACAAGAUCAGUCUCAGCGAGGUAGCCUCUUCACCCUCUUUUUGAACAAUCCUCUAAUGGCCUUCCUAUUUGUGUCUGGAUUGUCAAGCAUGCGUAGAGGCCUGUGGGAAAAGUGUCAAGAAUAUCUUCGAAAAAUCAACCGUGAUAUUGCCCAGCUACUGACCCAUUCACGUUCAAUAGAUCAGGCCUUUCUCCAGUUUUUUGGAGAUGAAUUUCUUCGAUUGCUUCUCACAAGGUUUGUCUUCUGUUCAGCCACCAUGAGGAUGCACAAGGCCUUCCGGGAAACUCGAAAUUACCCAGAAUCCUAUCCACAACUGCCAAGGGAUGAAACUGUGGAGAAUCCUCACCUUCAGAAGCAUAUUUUAGAAUUGGCCUCCAUUCUGGAUGUUCGAAACAUCUUCUUUGAGAAUUCUAUGGACGACUAUUAAAACCCUCUUGUUUAACAGUUUUCAUCUUCCACAGAUUUUAAAUGGUGCCGUUUUUAAUGUGGUGACAGAGACAGUUACUCGGUUUUUGUGAAUUUAGGAACCACCAUUUUAAAAGCAAACUGGAAAAACAUUCAAACUUUUAGGGUAACUUUUAAGAUAUAAUCUUUCAAGUAUUUUGAAGCCUCAAUCUUGAAAUUUUUAUUUUUUGAUUUUGACAUGAGAUACUUACCUCCAACACCUACUCCUACAUUCAAUUAGGUACUAUUGCCUCCCUAAGAAGAAUAAAUUAUUUUUACAUAAUGAGGACAAUCCAGAAGUUAUAUUUGGACCUUUAAAUGUCUGAAUUUUGGAAAUAUCUCACUGUCCAUAGUGGUGAGACUUGCCACAUGGACUACUGAAAAUCAAGAGCAAAACCCUUCUGUAGAGUUUCUUUUCACUCCACACUAAUAGGUAGGAAAAUAAUGUACACAGGGAUUUCUUACAGUCACUGAAUUUUAUUCAAUGUUGUCAAAUCUUUAGAGUCUGUUUAGGAUUGAUUUACAUUUGGAAAUUAAAUCUUCAGUGGGGACUGUGAGGUGACAGAGCUCACUUAGAAUGUGAAUACUACUAUCACGAGAUUUGUUUGUAUAUUUUAUUUUCUUUGUGGUUUUUGAAUGCUGGAAAAUACUUUUAAAUAUUUCAGCCAAAAUUCUGCACUGUCUCCAGUAGAAUUUCUACAUAGACUAUUCAUUGACAACAUCGAGCUUUAAAUGGUGUCUUGAUGGAUUCAUUGGUAUACUCACUGCACAGUUUCUAAUUCUUUUUCCUAUUCCAGUUUUCAAGGCUUCGGUACCAGACAUACUGUCAGUGUGAGGUGAGGAUAACUGGGUGUUAGGAAAGUAAAUCAUGAGUUGAUUUUGCUUUGACACCUUGGAAGUAAGAUACUUAAACUCCCUGUGUUAUUUUAUAUUCAUGCACAGAUUUUUAUUAUUAAUAUUUUAAAUAGGACUCAGUACAUAACCAAGUUUUUUGUGUGUUCUUCCCUCCAUUUUGUUUGCAAAACCAUAAUGUAUGGUGGUUUCCUUUCCUAACUCUUGUUCUGGACGGUGGCAACACAUGAUCAUUAGCUGUCUGCCUCUGGUCCAGUCCCUAAGUGCUGUGUCUGCAGCAUACACCUUUCUGUUUCCUGUCAUCUACAGUGGCCCUGUCUGUUCUGUGUUCAAUCCUUUGAUGCUAAGCAUUAGGACUACUUGUUUCAAAACCAGGAAGUCUGAGUUCUAACCCUGGCUUUCCUGGUGAUUAGCAUGAUGCCCUUUGGCAAGUAGCUUCCUGUGUCUGCUUCUAAGCACUUUUCUGUAUGCACAGUGGCUCACCCGAGAUCCUAGUCCUGUCUGAUCCAAACAGUUGGGAGCCUUGACUCCAAAAAUGUUGAUUUCUCCCCCAUUGCUUCCAGAAAAUUUGUGUGUUUUUAGCACUAUAACAUCCUUUCCAUCGUGUUUAAUAAGGCUUUUUUAAAAAAAGUCCUAGGUCCUACUUAGAUGUUUUGAGACUUAGAGAGAUUGUCCUUCCAUGAUCAGAAAUAUGUGUGUCUUAGAGAUCAUAGUGUAAAUCCAGAUUGUAACAGGGUCCCUUAAACUAAUAGUGACGCAAUUCCUAAAUGAUAGUAAAAAAUCUAAAGUGGACCAAAACUGAGGCUGUAGCUCAAUGGUAGAGCAUUUAGCUAAUAUUCAGAAAUCCUGUGUUUGGUCUCCAUCAUUAGAGUAAAACAAAAUUUCAAAAAAGUAAAAGCAAUUUUGAGCUGGGUAUGUUGAUGUGUGUCUAUAAGCCUAGUCCAUAGGUGACUAAGGCAGGAGGAGUUCAAGGUCAGGGCUAACCUAGACUAUAUAGCAAAAGUCCAUCUCAAAAACAAUUGCUAAGAGAUCUUGAAUCUUUUGAGAGCAAAACUAUAGUAGGAAAUUUGAAGCUUUUUUAAAAAUCUAUGAAUAGUAGUGGAGCACACCUUUAAUCCCAGCACUCAAGAGGCAGCCUGGUCUACAGAGCAAGUUCCAGGACAGCCAGGACUACACAAAGAAACCCUGUCUUGAAAAACAAACAAACAGUCACUGUAAGCCAACUAGGAAGCAUCAAACUGCAAGAGACCAGUUACACACAAAGCAAAGUGAAAUACACUGGGGUUUUCUUUCAGUAUCUAUAUAUUUCUGAUAUAAUGCAGCUAUCUUUUCUGUUCUAGAGAAGACAAUGCUAAGAUGUGAUAAGCUGCUGAUUAUUCAAUGACUGAACUUCCAACACUCAUCUCUUCUCAGCCCCCCCCCUCCCCAGUAGCUGAGGCUUCUUUCUGUAAUGAACAAGAGGGAAUGUUUAAGAUUUUGUUCUCCCUGUAUUAGAUAUUCAAGCCAGUUAGGAUGAGGCUCAAUCAUAGAGUGCUUGCCUAGCAUCUGCAGGACCCUGUGUUUAAUUCCCAGUACAAUGAAUAUUCAUGCGGGUGAACCAUUGACCCCAGCAUGUUUUUAUUAAUUAUAAAAUCAGAUGUUUUCCUUUAGUUUUAGUCAGGAUAUAUAUAUAUAUAUAUAUAUAUAUAUAUAUAUAUAUAUAUAUAUAUAUAUAUAUAUAUAUAUCCUUUGUAUGUAAGUGUUUCCUUCCUAGGAAGUGGUGCUCCCAAAACCUUUCAAAGCACAGAAAUGAUUGUGUACUUUAUAUUUUUAACAAAAGUGGAAUGUUUCACAGUUUUGGAAUUGAGGUCUAAUUUGAUCUUACUUGAGGUUUUCCUGACUCUGGGUUUGGAGUUGGGUUUGUUUUUCUUCUCCAUCAUGCAAUAGAAUUCCCUUAAAUGGGUAAUGGUACUGAAUUUCACUGAAGUCAAGGGAGAAGUCCAAAUCAGACACCCGAAUCAGUUAUUCUUCUCCAAGCUCAGUCAGGGUCUGUGUCUGAGGAGUUUCAACCUAGUUGAAAAGUUUCAGUUAUCCAUGCAGACUUAUAAUCACCCAAAUAACCAGAGAAUAUUCUGGACUGGUGACACAGCACCUGCGAACUUGGCCACUGCCAAAAUCAUCUGUCCACCAUAUGUGUAUAUGAGACAAUAUGAAUCUAAGUCUAAAUGCCUUGACACUCCUAGUGACUUGGGAGUAUUUUCUGUUCUUGUGUUCAUUUGGAGGGUUUAAAGAGUAGUUAGGUUGAGGGUUCUUUUUAGAACUUACUUGAAAUUCUUAUUUUUAAUGGCAUGUGUAUAUUUUGUGAUGCUAACUGCAAUCCAUAAACUCUGUGUAUAUGUGUACAUAUCUGUAAAUAUCUUGGUAUGCAGUUAUGCAUUGUGUGUAUAUUCUAUACCCAUACCCAUUGUGGGCUAAAUUUAUUUUAGUUCUGUGAGGACAUCAGAGUGGCAUUGUUCAUGCUACUAUAAUUGUUUUGUGGCUGGAUCUCAUUCACAGGCCUCAAUUUUAAGGGGCUUGUGUUGAGAUAAAAUGGGCUCCUUUAGAGUUGAAAUUAGGAUAUGAAGAUAUUAAGAAAAGGCUGCACAUUCUCAACUUUAUGGUCAUCUACAAACUUCAGUUUAAAUUGAUAAGUUUGCUGGAAACCUGAAAACCUAAGAUUGUGAAACUGAGACACCAGCAGGGUCUUACCCUUAUUUUUCUUAGCCCAUAUUUGAGUGUUACUAUUGAGUAGAAUAUUGUUUAUAUUAGGACCUUUGGGCCUACUGAGAACAUUACAUUUGAAAAUAGGAAAUAGCUUUUAAGUAAAAGAAAUACAUGUUUAUCAUUUCGAUAUCUGAUGCUAAAUUUUAAUUUUUGAAUUUUUUCCAUCUAUAUGCUCGUUCUCCGUGUGUCUCUGUGAGGCAGAAAGAAGAAGGGGCUAAGGAAGGCCAAACCUCAGUGGGUGCAGAGAGGAGCUGGGUUGUUGAUGCGUAUGUCUGCUUAAGUAGACUUUUCUUACUGGCAUUGCAUAUCAAAGAUGAGUCUGUUCAUCUGAGAAAGAAAAUGCUCCCAGCAAAUUCAGUGCCUCCACUUUCAUUCCUGAGCUCUCUGGGAAUACUUUUGCUCUACAAUUUAACCAUAUAUUUACACUCUAGGGAGAUUGUGUAGUAUGAAGUGCCAGAGCAGCUAAGGAACCUUAGACUUUCAGUUAAGCACUGUGUGUGUGUGUGUGUGUGUGUGUGUGUGUGUGCGUUUGUGCGUGUGUGUGUGUGUGUGUGCGCGUGUGUGUGUGUGAGCGUUCUGCGUGUGAGCGCCCACACACAUGCACUCAUUCAUAGGGGUACAUCUGUAAUCCCAGUUCUUGAAAGGAGGUAGGUGAAUCAAGAGUUCAAGACCAGCUUCUGCUGCAUAGUAAGUUCAGAGACAGAGCAUGGGCUACAGGAGACCCUGGCUCAAAAAUAAUAGAAAGACUUAAUGAGGGCAGUAACAUUAUAGAAAAUAUGUUCAGUGCCAGUUUAUAAAUGUUUGGGAUAUUGCAGAGUAGUAUAUAUUCAUGUGUUUAUUUGCAUGAAUGAAUAUAAAGGAUGUUUAAACACACUUCUGUAUUGUCACUGAAAAGAGUAAAGUUAUUUCUGCAUUGUAAAAUAUAACUGCAAGGCAACUUUCUACUUCAUUCUUCAAAAAACCAAACCUCUCUUAUUAACAUUAAAUUGUUUUAAGGAGAAAAAUCCGUUCAAAUCAAUUCUACAACUUCUAAAAUUAUUUAAUUUGCCUCCCCAUUGUUAAUAAAGCAGCUAGCUUUUCAUAACACUUUACAAUUAUGCUCUUAGUUAGCCUUUUCUUGAAAUAUACUAACAUGCAUUAAUGUGUUAUUUCUGAGAAUUCCUUCAAAAAAAAUGUUCAGAAGCUGUAAUGUUGGUUAAGCAGGUAGUAGAUUGUAUGUUGAACUAGGGUCUGGUGAGAUGGCUCAGCAGUUAAAAGCAUCUUUUUUUUUUUUUUUGCUUUUUUGAGACAGACUAUGUAGUACUGGCUGUCCUAAGCUGGCCUUGAACCCACAGAAAUCCUCCUACCUCUGCCUCCUAAGGGCUAGGAUUAAAGUCAUACACCAUCGUGCCCGAUCAAGAGGCCUCUUAAAGAAGACCUGGGUGUCACUACUAACACCACAGGCUGCUCACAGCCUUCAGUUCUAGGGCACCUGACAAGCUCUUCUGGCCUUUGCUAAUGCUGCACUCAUGUGAUGCAGACAUAUUGCAGGCAAAAGACUCACACGUAAAUAGUUAUUUUUUAAAGCAUAGUAGAUAAGGUUGAUGUUGCACCUGUAACUUCUGUCCCAGUUACAAAGCUGGUAACUUUGCAGUUGAAUAAAAUAUGAAUUGCAGAGAAAACCAAACCUUUUACCCACAUUGAAUGCUUAUGUGCUGAUGUUGUAUACAUAGUCAACUCCAAGUCUUUCAUGAAUACUGGGACCACUUAAUGUAAUGAAAAUUUAAAAAAAAACUGAUUCAUCAUCCUUAGACUAGGCCUUCCAAACAUAAAUCUAUACUUAACCCCAUUUCCCCUGAGUGCUGAGCACAAGAAGUUAAUUUUCAAUAUGGUUUGUAUUUAAUGCAGUAUGAUUUAUGUGUGGAUGGGAUAAUCGCCUGCUUGUAAGAAAGCAAUGAUACAGGGGAACAUGUGACUAGGUAAGCUUAAAUGAAUUAAACAUAACUAAUGUGGUACCAUAGAAGUAUUUUCUUUGGAGUUCUAUAACUGUUUUCUUGGGUGAAAAUCAGUAUAGAAUUCCAUUUUACACAACACUGGAACACCAUUUCACAUUUCACAUUUCUUUCUGUGAUUUUAAAUUUUGUUUUACCUUAGCAGACUACUCAAAGCAGUGGUUUUACGUUGUUUUGUUUUGCUUCACAUAUUGUGACAGUAGAUUUGGAGAAUUAAAAACAAUUUAAAGUACAUUGCAUUGUACAGAUUUGCUUACAAACUCAAUCUGAAUUUGGUCACAGACAAUUCUAGCCUAUAUCCUAAGACAACCAUCUUUUUAGAUGUAGUAUUGUUUGUGGCAGUAUCACUAAUUUCAAAUUUCAGGCUUUAUUUUUCUCAGAGGCUUAUGAAAUGAAAAUUAAUGGACUGAGUUACAUCACUUUCAAAUUAAAGAAAGGAAUUAUGGCUAGUUAGAGGUCUGCAGUGCAAGAUAUAUUAUCAUUGUUUUGUUUUGUUUCGUUUUGUUUUGAGCUGAGGACUGAACCCAAGUCCUUGCGCUCCAACACUGAACUAAAUACCCAACCCCUUAUCAGUUUUUUGUUUUGUUUUGUUUACCUCAUUUAAAACUGCCAUGACUGUCCACUGGUCUCUGGUUCAAAACAUUAUAAUUUGAACCAUGAAUUUUAACAUGAAACCAGCAUAUAGCCAUUAUAGCUGGGUAAUGGUGGCACACAACCUUUAAUCCCAGCAUUCAGAAGGCAGAGGACAACCAGGGCUACACAGAGAAACCCUGUCUUGAAACUUCCCCCUCCCAAAACCAUGAUAAAAUGUCAAAUGAUGUUACCACUUUCCCCAGUAAACAUUACUGAAUCAGAGUAAUGCCACUGUAGUCUUCAAAAUUGUAUCUCCGGUUCUCUUUUUAAUGCCUUUAAUUUUAAUGAUCCUUGAUCUUUAACUGGAGUACUGUAUGCUAUGGGAUUCUUACGAUUGAGGCAGAAAGGUCUUACAUACAAAGAAAUGCAGAUAAGUGUCCUAACAUAUUCUUAGUAGAGAUUACAAGGGAAGGAACUUCCCCAGAUAAGUUACUCUCACGUGUAGCACCAAUAUAAGUAGUAGUUGCAUUUGUCACUGAAUCACAUGUAGUUAGAAAUUAUUUUACAUUGCUGUAAAGAUUAGUAUAAUUUCACAGAACUUUGUUAUUUCCUGAGCAGUUUCCACUUUAAGACUGUUAAUUAGCCUGUUCAAAGUAUCACUAAAGGUUAAUUUAAUCAAGUAAAAAAUUUUCAAAGUUGUUUGAUCUUCUUUACCCUAAAAAUAAUGGUGAAACUAUUGUCUACUUUGUUAGUCAGAAAUGCACUUGUUGAAAUCAUAGCAAAAAAUAUACUUGACUUACUAGUAGUAUGAAACACUUUAUUAAAAACAUGUGCUUGUCUGUAACUGAAAUGUUAUAGAAUUGUAACACGUAGGGAUUAUAGAGUUAUAUUUCUUAGCUCUCAGAGAUUGAAGCACAAUUUUCAUGUAACAAUUCUUAUCCAAGUGCUCUCUGUCAUGCAAAUAACAAAGCUAACAGGUUGUCUGUCUAGUUGUUUACAGAUCACUAUCAUCCUUGAGACAGUUUUGUUCAUUUGUAUUAAAAUUGGGUAUUGUGAGUUAAUACUUUAAAAUAAAUCUGUCAGUCAGCUAGCUCUGUUAUACAGUAAACUGUUGGAUUCACAAAAUUUAUGUGUUGGUGGUUAAGUUCUGAAGAGACUAUAGUGACUAAGGGGGAAAUUAUAGUAUCAUUUGACUUGAAUAUUUGUGUUAUUGUAAAAGUCUUGUCUGUUGGUGUUUCUAAAUUGCUUAAACCAUACAGUCUAUUAGGUUUUUUGUUUUGUUCUUUUCCAGCAGUCAUUUUCUGCUUUUGUCUGUUAUAAUUAACAUUUUAUAGACCUUAGAUAUUGGCAAGUUCUUGAACACAUUCAUAAAGGAUGGGAGCCGUUCACGUCUUCACUCCGUGAAUCUCAGAGUAAAUACUGUGACUCUGCAGGGCAGGUUCUGUAGACAUGGCAAUGCACGUUCCUGUUACACAGUGCCUGUCACUGAAGGCACUUAAACACUAGCAGAUGGAAAGUAAAUGUUGUUUUGAUGUUUGUUAAAUAACAAGAUUACACAAUAUUUGGUUUUUGUGGUCAGUGUAAUAAAGAACUUUGCAUUGAUAAAUACUCUAGGAAUGUGUAUACAUUCAAGUGUGAACUCUUGUAAAUGAAUUUUGUAUCUUGAAUCACGUAUAUAUUAAGUGUAUCAUUAAUAUAAAAAUAAACAUUAUUUGCUUAAA
This is a messenger RNA of Mesocricetus auratus (golden hamster), 9945 nucleotides long. RefSeq names its product suppressor of cancer cell invasion (gene Scai). Gene Ontology annotation, biological process: DNA-templated transcription. The transcript is spliced from 17 exons. Bases 352 to 2049 code for a protein of 565 amino acids. Gene Ontology annotation, molecular function: transcription corepressor activity. Gene Ontology annotation, cellular component: nucleus. NCBI's taxonomy places the organism in Eukaryota, Metazoa, Chordata, Mammalia, Rodentia, Cricetidae. The record is from RefSeq and is a predicted model, not a curated record.